Messenger RNA from Aspergillus terreus NIH2624, 1890 nucleotides. Its product is annotated as repressor protein. Lineage: Eukaryota; Fungi; Ascomycota; Eurotiomycetes; Eurotiales; Aspergillaceae. The record is from RefSeq and is a predicted model, not a curated record. Gene Ontology annotation, molecular function: 3-phosphoshikimate 1-carboxyvinyltransferase activity; shikimate 3-dehydrogenase (NADP+) activity; 3-dehydroquinate dehydratase activity. Gene Ontology annotation, biological process: chorismate biosynthetic process. The transcript is spliced from 2 exons. The coding region runs from base 1 to 1890 and encodes 629 amino acids.
AUGUCCAGUCCUCUGAGAAGCAACCGCAAAAUCGACCCAGAUGCCUCUCUGGUGCUGGUCGGGAUUCGCGGCUGUGGGAAGCGCUCGUUGGGCUUCGUCGCGGCCACCGCAUUGAAACGCCGGUUCAUCACCGAGGACCACUAUUUUAAAGAAGUCACCGGCCUGACGCGUCAUGAGUAUCUGAAACAAUUCGGCAGCCAAGAAUUCCAACAUCGCGACAUCGAGGUAUUGAAGAUGAUGCUGGACAAGCACCGUUCGCGCUGCGUGAUUGAAUGCGGGCUGGGUAGUUUGACCCGUCCGGUGCAGGAGCAUCUGCGUCAGUAUGCCACUACCAAUCCUGUUGUGUAUUUGGUGCGUGACAUGGACCGCAUCCAACGCCUGUUGGGGCUGGAAGAUCAGGCGGUCAGACGGCUGUGUGACGGUGAUCCGCUACAUCGAAACUGCUCUAAUUUUGAGUUCUAUAACGUCGAGGAUCGUUCCAGUGUGACCGCCGACGAGGAUGCGCCGGACCGCCGAUCCGUCGAUUACUCCUUCAAGCUCAAGGAAGCUAAAGAGGACUUUACGCGAUUCGUUCAGUUUAUCACUGGGACAGACGUGGGUAGCUCCGGGUACGAUUCGCCGUUCGUCUUGCUGGAGACACCACCGGAGUUGCGGUCCUUCACCCAUGCCAUUUUUGUGCGGUCCUCCGAGAUGAUUGAAGGCGCUGUCAAUCUUUGCGGCCUCGAGUCUGGCGGUGAUGCGAUUGAGCUCUGUAUUGACCGUUGGGGUCCCGGAAUGGCGAGUACCGUGAGCAAGCAGGUGUCCUUGCUGCGGCGGAGUGCUCGAGUUCCCAUCCUCUUCUCGAUCGACGCUUCAUCCUCUGGUAUUGGCCGGGAUCUCUCCCCUACGCAGCUCCGCGAUGUAUAUUUCGAGAUUGUAGAGCAUGGCUUGCGACUGGCCGUUGAAUAUCUUGCCAUCGACCUUGGCCAGGACCGCACGUUGUUCGGUGAGGCCGUUCAGAAUCGGGGGAUGACCAAAAUCAUCGGCCAGCAUGUAUAUGAACCAUCGGCUCAUGUGUCGUGGGAGGACGAAGAAUGUAUGUCGAUGUACCUCGAAGCCGAGACGCUUGCUUGCCAACUGGCCCGCAUCCUGCGGGUAGCCACCGAACGCGAAGACAACGCCGCCGUUGCGAAAUUCACCAACAAGAUCCAGUCACUCCCGGGCAAGCACAUUCCCAUCAUCGCCUACAACAUCGGCAGUUUAGGACGGACGUCGCAGGUGUUUAACUCGAUCUUGACCCCUGUGACCCAUCCCGCGAUCAAGCGGUCUACCGACAACGAAAGGGAUCCUCUCAUCACGUCGCGAGAUGCAGUGCAGGCACUGUUCCAAAGCUACGUGCUAGAUCCGCUUCAGUUUUACAUCCUCGGAGGCAGCGUGGCGUACAGUCUGUCGCCCGCGAUGUACAAUGCCGCGUUCCAACACUGUGGAAUGAACCAUACGUACAGCAUUCCCGAGUCUCCCACACUGUCCGCGCUUGACCGGCUGGGCCGGGAUCCGCACUUUGGCGGGACCAGUGUUGUUCAACCGUGGCGAGUGCAGGUUUCCCAGAAGCUCGCUUCGAAAAGCGGACAUGUUGAGGCCAUUGGGGCCAUCAAUACCAUCAUGCCUUUGCGCGCGCGGGCCGAUGGAACGGUGUUCCCUCUCCAGGAGCAAGCCAGCCGUCGGAACCAGGCUGGGCCUGUCUUGGGCUGGUACGGAGAGAACACCGACUGGGUUGGGAUCGUAUCGUGUAUCAACCGCAAUCUCUCUCCACGCAAUGCCAUCAGUCCGCUCAAGACGACCGGCUUGGUGAUUGGAGCUGGUGGUUGGGGCACCAGAAGUGGUGCAUGUGCUCAAGUCGGUGGAGGAUGA